This is a messenger RNA of Lineus longissimus, 5721 nucleotides long. RefSeq names its product E3 ubiquitin-protein ligase RBBP6-like. Gene Ontology annotation, molecular function: calcium ion binding. The record is from RefSeq and is a predicted model, not a curated record. The coding region runs from base 217 to 3951 and encodes 1244 amino acids. NCBI's taxonomy places the organism in Eukaryota, Metazoa, Nemertea, Pilidiophora, Heteronemertea, Lineidae. The transcript is spliced from 4 exons.
GCGAAGUGCAAAACAUGCCAGAGGGAAAUCAUUAAAAGCAGUUCUAGGAUAAACUGAGAUUAAGAGUAGACCAAGUUCUAGGCAAAUGGUCUUGGCACCUAGUCAACCCUUAAGUGAAAGUCCCUAUACAUCUAGUAAAGGAUUCACGUUGUUAGACCUUCGUUUUGAAUUGGACUAGGAGUAAGGGUGGUCAUCUGAGGGAACAUUUCUCUAAAAAUGUGCUGGAAUUGUUGUUUACACUCUUCCUGGUUCCUUUGGAGACCUGUACGCAAAGAUGGAAAAGUACAUCGGGAUGGCAGCGCUGAAGUUGAUGACAAGGCCCACCUCACGGCUUGUGCGGAGGAAAACGAAAACGGCUGCACUUAUGGGACAUACGACGGCGUGGUCACUCACGACUUGGUGUCCGUAACUCCCCGGGUUAUUUCUAAAAGCUACGAUGAAAGGGCCGAUGAUUUGGCAAGUGCAAAUGACCUAUCAGAGGAUACUUCCGAAAGCCUCAUCAGCCCAGAUGUCAAAUCUGACAACAUGUCGUCAAGCCCGUCAGAAGAUACUUCCGAAAGCGUCAUCAACCCAGAAGUAAAGAUUGACAACAUGUCAAGCCCUUCAGAGGAUAUUUCCGAAAGCCUCAUCAACCCAGAAGUAAAGUAUGACAACAUGUCAUGCCCAUCGGAAGAUACUUCCGAACGCCUCAUCAACCCAGAAGUCAAGUCUGACAACAUGUCGUCAAGCCCGUCAGAGGAUAUUUCCGAAAGCCUCAUCAACCCAGAAGUAAAGAUUGACAACAUGUCAUGUCCAUCAGAGGAUAUUUCCGAAAGCCUCAUCAACCCAGAACUCAAGUCUGACAACAUGUCGUCAAGCCCGUCAGAGGAUAGUUCUGAAAGCCUCAUCAACCCAGAACUCAAGUCUGACAACAUGUCAAGCCCGUCAGAGGAUAUUUCCGAAAGCCUCAUCAACCCAGAAGUAAAAUAUGACAACAUGUCAUGCCAAUCAGAAGGUACUACCGAAAGCCUUAUCAACCCAGAAGUAAAGAUUGACAACAUGUCAAGCCCGUCAGAAGAUACUUCCGAAAGCCUCAUCAACCCAGAAGUCAAGUAUGACAACAUGUCGUCAAGCCCGUCAGAGGAUAUUUCCGAAAGCCUCAUCAACCCAGAAGUAAAGAUUGACAACAUGUCAUGUCCAUCAGAGGAUACUUCCGAAAGCCUCAUCAACCCAGAAGUCAAGUCUGACAACAUGUCGUCAAGCCCGUCAGAGGAUAGUUCUGAAAGCCUCAUCAACCCAGAACUCAAGUCUGACAACAUGUCAAGCCCGUCAGAGGAUAUUACCGAAAGCCUCAUCAACCCAGAAGUAAAGAUUGACAACAUGUCAAGCCCGUCAGAAGAUACUUCCGAAAGCCUCAUCAACCCAGAAGUCAAGUCUGACAACAUGUCGUCAAGCCCGUCAGAGGAUAGUUCUGAAAGCCUCAUUUACCCAGAAGUCAAGUCUGACAACAUGUCAAGCCCGUCAGAGGAUAUUUCUGAAAGCCUCAUCAACCCAGAAGUAAAGAUUGACAACAUGUCAAGCUCAUCAGAAGAUACUUCCGAAAGCCUCAUCAACCCAGAAGUCAAGUAUGACAACAUGUCGUCAAGCCCGUCAGAGGAUAUUUCCGAAAGCCUCAUCAACCCAGAAGUAAAGUAUGACGACAUGUCAUGCCCAUCAGAAGAUACUUCCGAAAGCCUCAUCAACCCAGAAGUCAAGUAUGACAACAUGUCGUCAAGCCCGUCAGAGGAUAUUUCCGAAAGCCUCAUCAACCCAGAAGUAAAGUAUGACGACAUGUCAUGCCCAUCAGAAGGUACUACCAAAAGCCUCAUCAACCCAGAAGUCAAGUAUGACAACAUGUCGUCAAGCCCAUCAGAAGAUACUUCCGAAAGACUCAUCAACCCAGAAGUAAAGAUUGACAACAUGUCGUCAAGCCCGUCAGAGGAUAUUUCCGAAAGCCUCAUCAACCCAGAAGUAAAGAUUGACAACAUGUCGUCAAGCCCGUCAGAGGAUAUUUCCGAAAGCCUCAUCAACCCAGAAGUAAAGUAUGACGACAUGUCAUGCCCAUCAGAAGGUACUACCGAAAGCCUCAUCAACCCAGAAGUAAAGAUUGACAACAUGUCAAGCCCGUCAGAAGAUACUUCCGAAAGCCUCAUCAACCCAGAAGUCAAGUAUGACAACAUGUCAUGCCCAUCAGAAGAUACUUCCGAAAGCCUCAUCAACCCAGAAGUAAAGUAUGACGACAUGUCAUGCCCAUCAGAAGGUACUACCGAAAGCCUCAUCAACCCAGAAGUAAAGAUUGACAACAUGUCAAGCCCUUCAGAAGAUACUUCCGAAAGCCUCAUCAACCCAGAAGUCAAAUAUGACAACAUGUCGUCAAGCCCGUCAGAGGAUAUUUCCGAAAGCCUCAUCAACCCAGAAGUAAAGUAUGACGACAUGUCAUGCCCAUCAGAAGGUACUUCCGAAAGCCUCAUCAACCCAGAAGUCAAGUCUGACAACAUGUCGUCAAGCCCGUCAGAGGAUAUUUCCGAAAGCCUCAUCAACCCAGAAGUAAAGUAUGACGACAUGUCAUGCCCACCAGAAGGUACUACCGAAAGCCUCAUCAACCCAGAAGUAAAGAUUGACAACAUGUCAAGCCCGUCAGAAGAUACUUCUGAAAGCCUCAUCAACCCAGAAGUCAAGUCUGACAACAUGUCGUCAAGCCCGUCAGAGGAUAUUUCUGAAAGCCUCAUCAACCCAGAAGUCAAGUCUGACAACAUGUCAAGCCCUUCAGAGGAUAUUUCCGAAAGCCUCAUCAACCCAGAAGUAAAGAUUGACAACAUGUCAAGCUCAUCAGAAGAUACUUCCGAAAGCCUCAUCAACCCAGAAGUCAAGUAUGACAACAUGUCGUCAAGCCCGUCAGAGAAUAUUUCCGAAAGCCUCAUCAACUCAGAAGGAAAGAUUGACAACAUUUCAAGCCCAUCAGAAGAUACUUCCGAAAGCCUCAUCAACCCAGAAGUAAAGUAUGACAACAUGUCACGCCCAUCAGAUAGUACUUCCGAAAGCCUCAUCAACCCAGAAGUCAAGUCUGACAACAUGUCGUCAAGCCCGUCAGAGGAUAUUUCCGAAAGCCUCAAUAGCCCUGAGGUAAAGAUUGACAACAUGUCAUGCCCAUCAGAAGGUACUUCCGAAAGCCUCAUCAACCCAGAAGUCAAGUCUGACAACAUGUCGUCAAGCCCGUCAGAGGACAUUUCCGAAAGCCUCAAUAGCCCUGAGGUAAAGAUUGACAACAUGUCAAGCACAUCAGAUGAUAUUUAUAAACCAAUAUCUGACAGCAAGUCUAGCCAAGAAGUGGUCACUGAAAGUAUGGUACCAACGGAAGAGUCUUCACACGAAAUCGAUGCAAGUUCAGAGAAAUCUUCGAACACAUCAGACUCGGAUCUUUUUUCGGAUCUUCUUGGUCUUACGAAAUACACGUUAGAAGAACUUCGAUACUGGCACAAGAUGUUCAUGUUGCAAAAUCCCGAUGGCAUGAUGGGGAAGGAAGGCGUCGAGGGAAUGUUCCAGGAAAUGUUCCCGGGAGGAAACUCAACACAAUUUGCCGAUAACGUCUUCAGGUCGUACGACACAAACGGGGACGGCUAUGUGAGUUUCAAGGAGUUCAUGAUCGGAAUCUCGGUGACGUCACGCGGAACUGUGGAAGAGAAGUUGGAUUGGGCGUUUGCAAUUUACGAUGUUGAUGGCAGUGGUAACAUUGACCAGGAGGAAGCGCUUGAUAUCGUUCUGAGCGUUCAGGACAUGCAGGGAAAGUCCAACACAAAGAAAGCUGAGAAGUUUGUUAGAAAGAUGUUCCGUAAAUUUGACGACAAUCACGACGGACGGUUGACGAAAGAAGAGUUCUUCGAUGUGUAUGGUAGAGACACUUCAUUUGUGAAUCUCCUUGAAUGGGACGGUUAGGGGUGUCGCAGAGACGCAUCAUUUCUCAAUCUUCUUGAAUGGGUCGUUGAGGGGUGUGACAGAGAUACGGCAUUCGUCAAUCUCCUUGAAUGGGACGGUUAAGGAUGUGGCAGAGACGCGUUAUUUGUCAAUCUCCUUGAAUGGGACGGUUAAGGAUGUGGCAGAGACGCGUAUUUUGUCAACCUCCUUGAAUGGGACGGUUAGGGGUGUCGCAGAGACACUUCCUUUCUCCAUAUCCUUGAAUGGGACCGUUAGGAGUGUGGCAAUGUGACGGGGCAAGGUUAAGGCUAUAUUAAUGUAUGGGUCUGGCCACCAAAACAAAGCAAAACAAAAACUAUGUAGAAAAUGUAUUUAGAAAGUGUGUAUUAAGAUGAAAGCAAAGAAACAAAACAAUAUCUAUGCACAAUUAAUCACUUCAUUUAAUAACCUCUCACGAUCCCCUCUCCUUGCCCUGUGUGUAAUACACGGCUUGACCACGCUAUUGUGGAGGCCUUAAUAAUGUUUCGGCUGAUGAUGCUUGCUUUUUGUCCAAUAGGCAGGUUUCGCAAUGCGUACGACCGAAGACGUACUCAGUGCGAAGAUCUGUUAUGUCUGCUAAUUCGUAAAUCAUUCUUGAACUCAGGUUGGAGCAGAGUCUUUCAAAUUUGAAAGGGGCGUUAGAACACAUUAUACUGACCUCGGUUCCAGCUAUGUCUUAAUUUUUUUGUUGAAAAAUCGUGCAAUGAUUGACCGCCGGGAAUUGGACACGAACUACCCCUGGAAGAACUCGUAAUUCGUCAAGGCCUACCUUACCUGAUCAAAAGUGCUGGCCCAGGUAUCAUAAACCUUCAUCACUUCUUCGCUGGAGAUCCCUUUCCGUGUGAGAUCGUGAAUCGCGGUUACGACGUCCUGGCAACUGGAAUCGAAAAUGCUACAGACAUGUUUCCGAUCAGCGAGGCCAAAGACUUUUGUAGAAGACACCAAGGGAAACUUUGACCGAAGCUCCUGCUUAGUGUAUCAGGUUUACAAUCUUUGGUUUUGGCAAUGACUAUUGAUAGAAUCCAAUCGAUCGUUUUUGGUAUUAUCAGAUCUUACAUGUACGUGACCUAGAUGUUGGUGUGGGGUGAGUCGGGGCAGCCAAAAGGUUGUAUUCAUCAUGGCAAGCGACAUAUUUACAAUACAACUGAUGAAAUAUAGUUGAUUCUAAAUCAUUGACGAAUUCUUUAUCGAAAUCAUUCAAAUUUUUUAUUUUUUGCAAAUUCAGUUUACUAGUAAUUUGCCUAAAUACACGUAAUGAUAUUGGACAUAUUUAUUGGUUUCAUCACUGACCCUUUUGAAGUCUUUUUUGCCACAGAAGAGGUUUUAACAAUCUCAACAACUGUUUAGGGUCUCAUUUUACCAAAGUAGCCCUCUAUGGUGUGCCUAUUUGUGUGGACCAAAAAACCGUUUAAAGAGUCAUUUUAGAAGCUCAAAAACCUUUGUUUCUAUGAUUGUACUUUAUUCAAACAGAAUGUCUAGAUUCAAACUGCCUGGCUCGAAAUAGCGUUCGUCCGUUACUGCUAACACACAUUAUUUCAUACGAAUAAUAUGUUUCACAAAUAAUUGAUAGUCCCCAGAGAAAUUACUACAGAGACUAUGAUAAGAUUAUUUCAAAAUGUCUAUCUCAUCCGACCCCUGGGUUUAAAUCAUAUAAUUAUUCCAUUUCUAAAUUUAAUGAUCUCCUAACGCGCUCACUCAUGUAGUCUUCUGUCUCCUGGGUCACAUACAUUCACUUUGAAAAGAACACACUCA